This is a messenger RNA of Ylistrum balloti, 2468 nucleotides long. Its product is annotated as gephyrin-like. Lineage: Eukaryota; Metazoa; Mollusca; Bivalvia; Pectinida; Pectinidae. Gene Ontology annotation, molecular function: molybdopterin molybdotransferase activity. The transcript has 18 exons. The coding region runs from base 1 to 2070 and encodes 689 amino acids. Gene Ontology annotation, cellular component: cytosol; cytoplasm; postsynaptic membrane. The record is from RefSeq and is a predicted model, not a curated record. Gene Ontology annotation, biological process: molybdenum incorporation into molybdenum-molybdopterin complex; Mo-molybdopterin cofactor biosynthetic process; postsynaptic neurotransmitter receptor diffusion trapping.
AUGGCGGAUAAAUCAGACAGACGAAUCAAAGUUGGAGUUCUUACAGUAAGUGAUUCUUGCUUCAAUGGAAAAGCAGAUGACCGAAGUGGAUCAAACUUGUGUCAUCUUAUAGAUGAAGAUCACUUAAUCAAUGGAAACAUUUGUGUUAAAGAUAUUGUACCGGAUGACAUUGAAAAAAUCAAGAAAACAUUGAAGGAGUGGUGUGAUGUGAAAAAGCUGGACCUUGUUCUAACCACUGGUGGCACUGGGUUUGCUCCAAGGGAUGUAACUCCAGAGGCGACAAAAUCUGUAUUGGAGAAAGAGGCUCCUGGGAUGACUAUAGCCAUGUUGAAGAAAUCUUUAGAGGUCACUGACCUUGCCAUGUUAUCAAGGUUGACUUGUGGCACAAGGGGGCACACAUUAGUUAUCAACCUUCCUGGAAGCACAAAGGGCUCAGAGGAAUGCUUCCGGUUUGCUUUGCCUGGGAUUCCACAUGCUGUUGACCUCCUCAGGGGAAGUGACCAGUCUGUGAAAGACACUCAUUCCAAGCUUCAGGCAGAGGGGGUUGUUGAGCCAUCUAAGGAUCACCAUCAUGGAAAUCAUCAAUCUGUCCAGGAACAUGUCCACCCGAAAGGUCACCACCACCACCACCAUGGAGAACGUGGACAUCAUCAUGCCAGUCAUCACCAUGGAGGAGGAGGUCAUAACCAUGGCCAAAAGUCAGAGCAUGGACAUCACCACCAUAGUCACACUCAUAGUCAUCACCAUGGUCACAAUCAUGGACAUCAUGACAGCAGUAAAGUUGACAUAAAAGUGGCGUAUCGCCCUCGCGAGUCUCCCUAUCCUCUCAUCAGCGUGGAUGAAGCCGUACAGACCGUGCUGAAUACUACUCCUCAACUUGACAUAGAAACAGUUCAUUUUAAAGCGUGUAUGGGACGAUUCCUGGCUGAAGACGUUUUUGCCAAAGAUGCUUUGCCUCCAUUCCCUGCCUCUAUCAAGGACGGAUAUGCAGUUAUAGCGGCUGACGGAGAUGGAAAGAGGCUUGUUUCUGGUGACUCUACCGCCGGAGCUGUGCCUGAGGGCACUGUCACGUCGGGAUACUGUGUGCGAAUCAACACCGGUGCCCCUCUUCCCGUGGGGGCAGAUGCUGUGAUACAGGUCGAGGAUACUCUGUUGGAACGAUAUACGGACGACGGACGUACAGAGCUUGAAAUUAAGAUUAUGAAACCUCCUUCAGUAGGGCAAGAUAUCAGACCAAUGGGAUCGGAUAUUGCUAAGGGUGAAAAGGUGCUUUGUAAGGGACAAAAAUUAAGCCCCUCGGAGUUAGGCCUACUAGCAACUGUAGGCGUUACCCACGUGCCAUGCUUCAAGCAGCCUGUUGUCGGGGUCAUGUCAACUGGGAAUGAGCUACUGGAACCGGACGAGGCGUUGAGGGAGGGGAAGAUUCGAGACAGCAAUAGGACCACCCUCAUAGCUCAGCUGCAGGAACAUAAUUUUCCCGUCCUUGACCUUGGCGUUGCCAAAGACAGUCCCGAUAGCCUCCUGAAGUUAAUGAAAUCCUCUCUUGAGAAGGUCGAUGUCAUCGUGACCUCGGGUGGAGUGUCAAUGGGCGAAAAGGAUCUAUUGCGACACGUAUUACAGACGGACCUUAAGGCGAAAAUACAUUUUGGACGAGUUUUUAUGAAGCCAGGAAAGCCAACAACUUUUGCUACUGUGGAUGAUGACAAAGGGAGGCACUUGUUUUUUGGACUCCCAGGAAAUCCUGUUUCUGCUAUUGUGACAUGUAACUUGUAUGUGAUACCAGCCCUCAACAAAAUGCUUGGUAAUACCAACCCAGGGAGGACGGUGAUAAAGGCAAAGGUAGAAAAAGAUAUUCACCUGGAUCCUCGCCCAGAGUAUCAUCGUGUUUUGCUAAAAUGGAACCCCAACGAAGACCUGCCUUAUGCAUAUAGCACGGGAAACCAGAUGAGCAGCAGGUUAUUGAGCAUGUCCACGGCCAAUGGUUUACUUAUGCUUCCGCCGCGUACAGAAGAAAGGACGGUUGUUUUGAAGGGCGAAACAGUGGACGCCAUGAUCAUUGGACGACUUUGAUACCUUACCUCAGCGGUUUCUUAGCCUCUUUACGAAAACGAAAAAAGUGCUUAGCACUAGUAUAUCAAGAUUCUGGUACGAUUUAUGCAAAUAAAUAUUAGUCAGGGAGAGGGAUUAAAAUCAAGUGCAGGUACAAGUAUUGAAUUGAUUCACUGCAUGUGACUAUCUAUGAUUGCAUGAUGCGAUAUUGUAUGUUAGCAAAUUUCAAUUAAUUGUAAAGAGUUCCUUAACGUAAAGAUGUGAAAUUGUUUUUUUCAGAAUGAAUUUAUUUUCAAAUGAAUCAAUUGGCCAUUUAAGCAGAUACAGUAAUACUAUAGCUAUUUGUAGAUUAAAUAAUCAGAUUGAAUUUAAUUGAAUUGUCAGGUAUUUAUGUAUAUUUUCAUACAGCAAAAUUUAUU